Messenger RNA from Dovyalis caffra, 243 nucleotides. Lineage: Eukaryota; Viridiplantae; Streptophyta; Magnoliopsida; Malpighiales; Salicaceae. The record is from the annotation of a GenBank genome assembly.
AUGCCAAGCCAAGGGAAGCUCGGGCCAACCUAUGUCUCAGUAGCUGCCCGAGAAAGGACCACUCAAUCCAGACAGGUUCUCGCAACUGCCUUUCAAACAGGACCUCGAGAGGCAAGCCAUGGAAGGCUUCCAACUGAGAUUCAUGAAGAGAGGACCCGUGUCGAGCCUAUGAAAGAGUAUGCCCGAGUGGAACUGAUAAGAUCAAAAGACCCGACAGAGCAGGAAGUGACCAAGUGCAGUUGA